AUGGUGUAUGCACAUACAGGGCUUACGUACAAAGCUAAAUGCGUAUUGGCAGUCACCACGUUGCCUGUCGGCCUUGUGUACGUACCAUUACAAUGUAUGUGGCUUGGCCGGGUCAACACGCCGACAGAGAACGUCCAUUACUUCAUCAAACCCCGGCCAUCGUCGACAGAUCCGUCCACCGCCAAUUUGCCAACAAUCGCGACACUCAGUCAGUAUAAACAGUUUGGCUCUUUGACUAUGUCGAGCGAUAAAACACGCCUCCGUGUGUUUCUGGGAGUCUCACAAAAAGUCCUUUUAGGUUUCUUUAGCGAUCCGUCACCGGGUCCCUUUGAUAUUUAUCGCGAGCCUAUAAAAUUUCGUGAAAAUGUUGCCAAGGGGCGGCAGAUUCUCGGUGCACCUCCUAAUCAAUUAUUCGAAAAGAGAUAUGAGCGAAUUUUUGAAGGCGAGGCACUCACGGAGCCAUGGCGCGACGAGGCGCAGCAACGGAUAAAAGAUGAGAAGAGGAAGAUUGGCGGUCACAUGCUACCGACAUCUCCAUCGAAGAAGCACUCGUCGCCCGGAGACUGGUACGGAUGCUUUACUAAAUCUUCUUACUUCAGUCCGCAGCUGAAAGUAGAAGCGAGAAAAAAGACGCCGGUUCCACCUAAUAUGAAGAUCAAGCCCAAUCCGCUUGGUGGCCCAGGAUACGCGGAUAUUUGCUUGAGUCCUUAUCCAUCGUACUCCCACGAGCCUUACGAUCGCAUCGGAAGAGUUGGUAAAAAAGUGGUGUCUGAAGGCCGAUUCUUGACGACUAGUACGCCGUUGGAUUAUUUCCCUCCAAAUCCUUACGAGGAUGAGGAACCAGGGCCCACUUAUGUCCGUCCGGUCGAGAUUGCAAGGAAGACACUCGGUACGGCGCGAUUCUACGUCCCUUUCCCCAAGAAACCCGGCGGAAGUCACGAUGGUUGCUUCAGCAAGUUUCCAGAGUACACGGGCGAUCCUUAUGUUAAAGCUAAGGCUAAAGCUGCCGUUGAGUCCAAGUUUAUAAGCGGCGGACCAUUUCUACGUUCGAAAUAUACGAACAGUAUUAUCGCGCAGAUAACGAAAAUAUCGUGCAACGCUCGCAAUUAUUCGGAAUAUCGAGAACGCGCGUAUCCUGUGCAUUGA
This is a messenger RNA of Vollenhovia emeryi, 1146 nucleotides long. RefSeq names its product UPF0602 protein C4orf47 homolog. The coding region runs from base 1 to 1146 and encodes 381 amino acids. The transcript is spliced from 4 exons. Lineage: Eukaryota; Metazoa; Arthropoda; Insecta; Hymenoptera; Formicidae. The record is from RefSeq and is a predicted model, not a curated record.